AUGAUCAAAGAGCUGCCACUAUCGACAGUCCGGUUCGUAGCAUUGUGGGUAGAAACCCUAUUCUACGGGAUAUACACCGUCCUCUUUUGCCAUUGUAUCUACAUUCUUCUGUACAGAGGGAGGAAGUCGGGUGGAGGGGCGAACAAAACCCUUUUAAUUUCCGCCGUCGCUCUUUUUACGCUUGCGACGGGUCUCAUCAUUGCUGAUUUCGCUAGAGCUUACGCUGCCUUUAUUCUACACGGUGAUACACCUGAAGGACCGACGGAGUACUUUGAGGAGUUUUGGAUCUGGAGCAAUCUUGUUAGGGAGAGUUUCUUCGCUCUCGUUAUUGCGGUAUCCGAUGCUGUCUUGAUUUAUCGACUCUAUGUUGUGUGGAGCUUUAAGAAGUACAUCCUCAUUCUACCAGUCAUUCUCUGGUUUGCUUCCACCGCGCUCUCUUGUCUCGCCGUUUAUGGCCAGAGUACAACCGACCCGGGAGCCGUGUUGCAAAACUUUGACAUCUACGCUUAUGGGAUGGCGUCCUUCUCCCUCACUUGUGCUACUAACAUCACUGUAACUGGUCUUAUCGCUGGACGACUUUGGUACUACGGCCGUCGAACCUCGCAGGUUCUUGGUCGUAGUUAUCGACAGAGAUAUUAUACGGCCAUCAUCAUCAUCAUCGAAUCGGGGAUAACGUCGGCGCUCACGACGUUCCUAAUAUUGAUAUUCUAUCGAACGACGUUAACGAGUGCGGACUUUAUUUAUUUCCCUGCUUGCCAAAUCUUAGCAAUGGUCCCAACGUUGAUCAUCGUUCGAGUGGGUCUCGGAUUCUCAACUGAGAAAUCUACCAACAAUUCGAAUUCGACGAGCAAGUAUUCGAACGGAAGCCAGGCCAAUCGCCAGGGGAGCAAUGGACGUUCUGAAACUACGAUUGCUAUGAGUCUUCAGAGAGCUAAGGUUUCUAGGCAAACGGAGUCUGAUUUUCUUGAGGAGGAGGAUGUUGUUCCGAAGGCUCAUCUCGGUUCCAUGGGUGGAGAUGUGAGGGAUUCGGAGGAUGAUACACGGGGGUACCAUGCUGCUUGA
Messenger RNA from Marasmius oreades (fairy-ring Marasmius), 1062 nucleotides. RefSeq lists its product as uncharacterized. The transcript is spliced from 11 exons. NCBI's taxonomy places the organism in Eukaryota, Fungi, Basidiomycota, Agaricomycetes, Agaricales, Marasmiaceae. The coding region runs from base 1 to 1062 and encodes 353 amino acids. The record is from RefSeq and is a predicted model, not a curated record.